AAUUGUUUUGCCAUGGGAGAACUCAUUAUUUUCAUUACUCAACAGAACAUGCUAGUUUAGCUUAUAGAUAAUUUAGACAAGGUGUUAACCAGUCAACUAGAAUUGAGGACAUUUGCUUUGUAAUGGGAAUAAAAUAACAUUUACACAAAAUUAUAAGUCUAAUUAAAUUGAUCAAUUUCCUUCUCAAUAGUUAUUGUUUCAUUUAAUUAUGUAUUUAGUUGCAUUGGUGUAUUGGCUUAAUCGUAGCAUUAGUUUAUCAUCUUUUUAGAUCUUCCUGGUGGACUGUCCGUUGCCCCGGGUUGCAUGACGGUUCUGGUGCUGCUGAUCUUUCCAUCCAUGGCUGUUGCCAAUCGGUGUGGAGACCGUUUCCUGUGCUCAGCCGUUGUUGUUGCUGGUCUGAGCGUCAUUCCUUGCUUCGUGUUAGAGCAGGCGUUGUGCCAGUGCUCCAUGGUCCACGCAGAUUUCUGCUGUGGAGAUGAGUUUUGGUUCUCCAUGUUGGCAUGCUGUGAAGUUAUAAUGUCACCAGCCAGCAGCUUCAUUGACACUCCUCCUUUAGUGCCAAUCUUGUCAUGUGCAACUCUUCCAUGGCUGACAGAUCCACCACUUAAUGAUUAAUAAUGUGAUUAUUUGAAGUGGGUUAUUUUAUUUUCCUGUAACCAAAUCACUCGUUUUAAUUCAAUCUUAUUUACUGCCGCAUCCACUUUUAUUAGUUAUAAUUGUAGCAUUAUCUGUAUAGUUGCUUUUGUUUUAGAUUGCAGAGGUCUCCCAAUAACAAACCAAUUGCAUCUAUUUAUUAACUAUAGUCUUUAAAGGGAAUAAGUAUCACAACAAGUAUCUCGGUGGAACCUCCAAUUUUGUGGGAGAAUUUAUAGGUGUCUAAACUCAAUUAUAUUUAAAUAAAGAAUUACAGAAGACUCGGAACUCCGUCUGCUCAAAGUCGAACGAGAAGAGAUUUUUAAUGCACAUCUGCGGAUCUACAACAUCAUACACAUCGUCACAGUAAUCCAAAAUCUCUUAACUUCUACUUCUGACAUCAGGUUAUUAUAGAGUCCCAGCUCUACUGAUCGGAGAGUCUACAAAACGUUCAGCAUCUGUCAAAGCAAUGGACGAAAUUUAUAUGAAUACCCAUUCUGUGAAAACUGCCUGCCAAAUUCCUGUUAGAAAAAAUGAAGGUCCUGGCAGCUCUAAGAAGAAGAUCUAUGUGGGUGUCAUCAUCUUUCUGGUUCUUCUGAAUGUUUUGAUGCUGAUUGGACUCAUCAGCCUUGGUCUCUACUAUCAUAACGCAGGUGAUAUUGCCAGCAGCAAUUUGACUGAAUGUCAACAGGAUGGAAAUAACAACAUUUCCAUCCUAAUUGAGGAACGAGACCUGCUGAAUGCCAACCUCACUGCAGUUACUCAAGAGCUGAUGAAGCUUCGAGAAUCAACUUGUCCUACAGGAUGGAUAACGUCCAGCGUUUCCUGUUACUAUUUCUCUAACGAAGCUGGUUCCUGGGAUGAAGGCAGGAGGGACUGCAUUGACAGAGGAGCAGAUCUGCUAGUGAUGAACAAUGCUGAGGAGAAGACAUUCCUUGCUGCUCUCAUAAAGAAUGAAGCUUGGAUUGGUUUAAAUGAUAAAGAAACUGAGGGUUCCUGGAAAUGGGUUGAUGGAAACUCCCCGGAGUUCAAGAACUGGUACAACUCUCAGCCUGAUAAUGGUGGGACAAGCGGAAGAUGGGGAGAGGAGGACUGUGUACUUGUCAAUAACUACGGCAAAGCGACUUGGAAUGACUUUUCAUGUGAUGGGGCUAAACACUGGAUCUGUGAAAAAGUGCUGAAAUUGUCCGUUUGAAAAAAAAGGUCUCUAAAUAUAAUGGUUUUGAUUUUAUUCUUGAAUUUUAGGCAUUCCAUCUCUAAAAACAAAGCUUUAAUAAAGUGCUUUAAUAGUCCUGCUUCUAGUCACGAUGAAUUUAAAUAUUACAAUAAACAAUAUUUUCUGCUUUC
This is a messenger RNA of Gambusia affinis (western mosquitofish), 1980 nucleotides long. Its product is annotated as C-type lectin domain family 17, member A-like. The transcript has 7 exons. The record is from RefSeq and is a predicted model, not a curated record. Bases 1103 to 1828 code for a protein of 241 amino acids. Lineage: Eukaryota; Metazoa; Chordata; Actinopteri; Cyprinodontiformes; Poeciliidae.